AUGUCCAACGCUACACAAGAAGCUCUUACCCAGCUUCGGAAAACAUUGGAACUUUUGGCUAUUCAACAAGCUAAAACGGAUCAAUCUUCCACCAAGAUCCAAAAUGUAAGGAAAUCCGGUCCCGAGGCGCAAGAUUACUUUCAAAAACUCACCGAAAAGUAUUUGGAUUUUACAUCUGAUUGCCCUACGACAUACCAUGUCAUUGACCAUUUUUCACAGGAAUUGGACAAGGCUGGGUUCACAUAUUUGAGUGAGAAGAAUAGUUGGUCCGGAGUUAAAGGGGGCAAGUAUUAUACGGUGAGAAAUGGAACCAAUUUGGUUGCGUUUACAAUUGGUGAGGACUGGAAGUAUCAGAACGGUGUUGGUGCCAUUGGAGCACACGUUGAUGCGUUAACUGCCAAACUGAAGCCUGCGUCCAUCAAGAAAGAUGUCGAAGGUUACCAUCUGUUGGGUGUUGCACCAUAUGGUGGAACUUUGAAUUGGUUGUGGUUCGACAGAGACCUGGGUAUUGCCGGUCGUAUCCUAGUGAAGGAUAAAUCCACGGGCAAGAUCGAGGCUCGCUUAAUUAGUUCCAAGUCGCACCCAAUCGGACGCAUUCCGUCCCUUGCACCCCAUUUCGGCUCUGUAGCAGAUGGACCCUUUGACAAAGAAGAUCAAGCCGUGCCAGUGAUUGGAUAUGGGUCUAGUGACGACGCUGACGAAGGCGACGAGGACGAAUGUAGGUCACCGCUGUAUGGUAAACAUUCAAUCAAAUUACUCAGAUACGUGGCAUCUUUGGCAGAUGUGAAAGUGAGCCAAUUGAUCCAAUUAGACUUGGAAUUGUUUGACGUUCAAAGAGGUACCGUUGGAGGCCUGAAAAACGAGUUCAUAUUUGCGCCGCGCCUUGACGACCGCUUGUGCAGUUUUUCUGCGAUCCAAUCUUUGAUCGAUUUUACGAACGAGGGUCCAAUUCCCUCGGAUGGGUUCAAUAUCGUGGGUCUAUUCGAUAAUGAAGAAGUCGGGUCGCUAACGAGGCAAGGCGCCAAAGGUGGAUUGCUAGAGAGCGUCGUGCAACGCGUGUUGUCAAUUUACUAUACAGACGGCGCACUGUUGCGCUCUACGUUUGCGAAUUCGAUAUUCCUAUCUGCAGAUGUUAACCACCUGGCAAACCCAAAUUUCGACAACGUUUACUUGGAACACCAUAAACCAAAACCCAAUGUGGGAAUCACCUUGUCAUUGGAUCCGAAUGCACACAUGGCUACAGACGUAGUGGGAAUCGCGUUGGUCGAAGAAUUGGCACGUAUGAAUGGCGACAAAGUCCAGUAUUUCCAAAUCAAGAACAAUUCUCGGUCUGGAGGUACGAUUGGACCAAUCGUGGCCUCUCAGACAGGUGCCAGGACCGUUGAUUUGGGCAUUGCACAAUUGUCAAUGCACAGUAUCCGGGCCGCCACGGGUUCCAAAGACAUUGGUCUAGCGGUCAAGUUUUUCAAAGGUUUCUUCACCAAUUGGCGACAAGUUUAUGACAACUUUGGCGAUUUGUAG
Messenger RNA from Lachancea mirantina, 1521 nucleotides. The record is from the annotation of a GenBank genome assembly. Lineage: Eukaryota; Fungi; Ascomycota; Saccharomycetes; Saccharomycetales; Saccharomycetaceae.